Molecule: messenger RNA, 1605 nt
Organism: Alternaria rosae
Lineage: Eukaryota; Fungi; Ascomycota; Dothideomycetes; Pleosporales; Pleosporaceae
Exons: 1
Coding region: 335-1495 (386 amino acids)
Molecular function (GO): FMN binding; oxidoreductase activity
Source: RefSeq, a predicted model, not a curated record
GUGCUCCACUUUAGACGUUUUGACAGGAUUGUUUAUCUGAUGAAGGGACUUCACGGCCCUUCUCCGAUGACGCAAAUGGUUUCGAAACCCAAGUUGGCAAGUAGCGCCAUGUAAAGUUCAGUUUGGCACAGAUGGUGUGCAGGCAAGGGUUACAUGGCAUGCAAGAUCUUGUGCCCAGAGUGACUUGCAUGCCGACUAGGCACAGCUCUGCCCGUCCCAUGUCUGCCAGGCUCGACUGAGGAGGUAUAAGAGUCUUGGGAUCUUCCACUCAACCCUUCUUUCACCCACAGUCGAUCAUUCCUGCUCUUAGAUACCCUAACAGUACUCGCUCAAGAUGCGUUACUCACUCCUUGCUUUCGCUACUUGCGCUCUGGCAGCACGCCCUUUCCUCAACGAACCCGACACCGGUAUCGACGACCAGUUGGCUGGAUUCGUCGCUAAUGACACCCUGCCUCCUCUCAAGUCUUUGGUUGGCCUGCCCGACUUCCAAUGGGUUGGCCGCCAGCACAUGAACACCUCCGCCUACACAUACUACCGCAACGGAGCGGCUGGCGAAUGGUCAUACCGCAACAACCUCGAAGUCUUCUCCCGCUACCGAUUGAGGCCCCGCGUCCUCCGCGACAUCACCAACAUCCAAGCCUCCAUGCCCACGACUAUUCUCGGUCACAACUUCUCAGCGCCCUUCUUCAUCUCCCCAUGUGCACGCGGUGGAUAUGCCAACGAGGAUGGUGAGCUUGGCCUCGUCAAGGGUGCCGGCGAAGGUGACAUCCUCUACAUGACCUCGCUCUACUCGUCCAAGAGCUUGGAAGACAUCUACGCUGCUCGCCCCAACGGCUCAGAGCAAGUCUUGUUCCAGCAAGUUUACCUUGACGGUGACAUGAACGACACACAGGUGCUCUUCAAGAGGAUCGAGAAGCUCGGUGCGAAAGCUAUUAUUCUGACUGUCGACUCUCCCGGUGAUGGUGUCAGGCACCGUGCUGCCCGCUACGGUGUCGGUUCCGCCGACGUCAACCUGAGUCUUCUGACUUGGGAUCUGUACCAGCAGCUAUCCAACAUGACCUCCCUGCCUAUCAUCCCCAAGGGUAUCCAGACCGUCGAAGACGCUCGCGAGGCCGUCAAGCAGGGCGUAAAGGCCAUCUUCCUCUCCAACCACGGCGGCCGUCAAACCGACACUUCGCCAUCAUCCCUCGAAGUCGCCCUAGAAAUCUACAACGAGGACCCUGAGAUCUUCCAACAAAUCGAGGUUUACGCUGAUGGAGGUAUCCGCUACGGAACCGAUGUUCUCAAGCUCCUCUCUCUCGGUGUCAAGGCUGUCGGUCUCGGAAGGCCCUUCAUGUACGCCAACAUCUACGGCGCUGAGGGUGUCGCAAGAGCGACAGAGAUGCUCAAGUACGAGCUCAUCAACGACGCGGCGAACAUUGGUGUAACCGACCUCAAGAAGAUCGGCCCAGAAUUCGUGAACUGGAAGACUCCCGCUGUUAGCUUCAGCGUAUAGACAGUGACGUCACCAGUUCUUGCUGCGCAGGAGCUCGAAAAUUCCCUUCUCUUCAACUAGAUGUAUAUACUUUUAGCAAACAAUUUAUCAAGACUUUCUUCAAUUUCAAA